UAUACUUCACCCUUUUGUCCUCCUUUUUUAAUCGAAAAAACCUCUUCUCUCCCUGUUCUACUCUAUCCUCUCUUUUUUUUUGUGUUGCAGAGUAAUAAUCAGUGCUUGGAUCCAGGUACAAUUUUUGUCUGUGCCUUGUUUGGUCAUUCCCGUCUGGUCUCCAUCUUCAUCUCCUUGUCUGGGUCCAAUCGCUCGCUUUCAUCCAAUCCAUACCUUACCCAUCACUAAACUUAUUACGCGCGCCUCCGCCCCCUUCGCCCUUCGGUUGGCCCCUGUAUUUUCUUCGCUUCCCACUCUCCGUGUUACAUUUCCACUUUGCAACUACAAUUACCACUUCAACCACGACUCGGCCGCAGUCUUUAUUUGCAUCGCAUCCCGUCGAUAAUCGGCUGUGCUUGCGUAUUAAUUAGUCGACUCGUCCUUAUCUGCUCCGAUUCGAUUCUUGGUUAUGCUAGAGGCUUGACGAUAGCAUCUAUUACGACAUUUCUUGAUCUCUCCGAUCCACAAAGCUAACAAUUCUAUCCCCGCGAAAUCGAAAACCGGCGCAUACCUCAACACCAAACAUGUCUUCCCGUCCGCACAACGAGGAGCCUCUCCCGCUCCUCUCCGCUGAGGAGAGAGACCGCGAUAUGAAGGGCGAGCUUGAUGUCGAGGGCGAUGCUGGUCGCGCUGAGCCUCCCAAGAACAACAACCUCGAGCACGAGUACUCUAUCCCCAGUACCGUCAAGUUCGCAUGGCUUGGAACCUACUUCUUCUUCUCCCUGCUCUUGACUCUCUACAACAAGCUGGUCCUCGGAAUGUUCCACUUCCCAUGGCUCCUGACUUUCCUCCACGCCUCUUUCGCCAGUAUGGGAACCUAUGCCAUGAUGCAGAUGGGCUACUUCAAACUCUCUCGACUGGGACGUCGUGAGAACCUCGCGCUCGUCGCUUUCAGCGCUCUCUUCACUGCCAACAUCGCUGUUUCCAACCUGUCUCUGGCCAUGGUCUCCGUUCCCUUCUACCAAACCAUGCGCAUGCUGUGCCCGAUCUUCACCAUUCUCAUCUACCGUGUCUACUACGGCCGUACCUACAGCUACAUGACCUACCUUUCUCUCCUUCCCCUCAUCAUCGGUGCUGCCAUGACUACUCUCGGUGAGAUGAGCUUCACUGACGCCGGUUUCCUUCUCACCAUUCUCGGAGUCAUUCUCGCCGCUCUCAAGACUGUUGUUACCAACCGAUUCAUGACUGGCUCUCUGUCUCUUCCUCCCAUUGAGUUCCUCCUCCGCAUGUCUCCUCUUGCCGCCCUCCAGGCUCUGGCUUGCGCCACUGCCACCGGUGAAGUCAGCGGCUUCCACCAGCUUAUCACCUCCGGAAAGGUUCCCCUCCCUCCCGCUUUCGCCUCGCUCUUCGGUAACGGUUUCCUCGCCCUGCUUCUCAACAUCUCGUCGUUCAACACCAACAAGCUUGCCGGUGCCUUGACCAUGACUGUCUGUGGUAACCUCAAGCAGUGCUUGACCGUCGCCCUCGGUAUCUUCCUCUUCGAUGUGACCGUCGACCUGCUUAACGGAGCUGGUAUGGCCGUCACUAUGCUUGGAGCUGCUAUCUACAGCAAGGCCGAGCUCGACAACAAGAAUCGAAAGAGCCAACAAGCUGCUGCGGCCUACAAGCCUGUUGACCAGCAGUCCCGGUAAAACGGGCGCUAUGUUGAGAAUCUUACGUUCUCGUUUUUUAUACAUGAACUUUCUAUAGACGACCGGGCGAGUUGAGAUAGGCAAAGGCGAACUUUUUAUUUACUUGGCGUCUUGCUUUGCUUCUUGGGGUAGCGUGGACCGAUAGUAAAGCUCUACUGUACUGGGUAUUCAGACGCUCCACGGUCUUACUCAACGAAGUAAGGAAGGGGGAGGAUUGGAGAACAAGGGAUGUUAUUACUAUCAUGAUCAUGGGCUAUGGGGUUUUCGAAAAUAUGCAGGCCCAGGUUUGCUGCGGCCUUUUCUAUACAACGUUUGUUGUUUCAAUUUUCUUGAAUAGGGUUUGCAUUUCCAGAGUAAGAAUAGAUGCUCUACGUU
This is a messenger RNA of Fusarium graminearum PH-1, 2045 nucleotides long. RefSeq lists its product as uncharacterized. The transcript is spliced from 3 exons. Gene Ontology annotation, molecular function: antiporter activity. The record is from RefSeq and is a predicted model, not a curated record. Bases 564 to 1670 code for a protein of 368 amino acids. Gene Ontology annotation, cellular component: Golgi apparatus. Lineage: Eukaryota; Fungi; Ascomycota; Sordariomycetes; Hypocreales; Nectriaceae.